CGCAUUUAGUGCUAUUCUUACGCUAAAUAAAUCCUUAACUGUCUAAAGAUAUAAAAAAUAAAACAGGUUAAAAAGGAUACAAAAAAACCGAAAUCACUUUAAAUCCCAAUAUUAAAUUGGGUUUUUUUUGUGUUGGCCAUUACUAAAGACGAAUGCCAAAAUUGCUGGCAGUUAUUGUCACAUAAGCCGCUUAACUUGCAACAAUAACAAACAUUUUUGAACGCCUUGAUUUUGCUCUUAAUAUUUUUUACGCACAAAGAGAUUAAAGCUCAACCAUAAAAGGAAAAAAAGAGAGAGAAAAGAAACCAAAUUAUCGAAGAAUAUUAAACGUUUAACAACAAUUGUCAAGGAUUCAAGGAUAUUCUUUUCUGCAGAAAUAACAUUUGUGUAAGCGUGUUACUCACUUAAACGACAAUAAACGUCGACUAAUUUAGCGUAAUGGCCGAAGAGGAGAAAAAGAAGGAAAAGGUGGACGAAAGGCUGGAAUUCUUAUGGAAUUACAUAAUGAAGACUAUGCGGCUUAAGCAGGAAAAAUGGACUAAAAUGUUAGCUACCAGUGAGUACAAGGAAAUUGUCAACGAAUUUCUCAAUGAAUCGUAUCAGGAAAGAGUUAUAUUCACCCUUAACUCAGCAGCGCUCUUGGUACCAUCCUAUAACUUUCCCGAAAAGCCUAUUAGUAAAAUGGUGUUCUUUGUACGACAUGAAGUACCUACUACCCUAACGGUAGAAAAUAUGUCCAAUGCCCUAAUGAUAGGAGAUCUGUUGCCUAAUGUUUUGGAAAAUCUAUCGGUACUCUGUGAUGAUGUCAUUUUUCCUUUAUUGAAUAAUCCCGUAAAUCAAAAUGGCUGGACCUCGGUUAUAGUGAAUGAUAUGAAAACUGAAUCUCAAGAUUUGCGCAAUGGUAUAGCUCAAAUGAAGGGUUUGGUAAUGAAUCGCACCAUCUUGCCUUUGCCAAUUUGUAUAGAUGAGGUUAUGGAAAGUGCACCGGCUAUAGCUCAAGGGGACUUAAGCAAAGUUAAUCACUUGAUGAAACAUUCUUUGGAAUUUAUGGUGGUUAAAUGGUUGGAUUCGGUGGAAGAUUUGAUACACAUUAAAUCGAGAGACAAAAUUUUCUCCAAAGAAGAAUUUCCCAGACCCGAGCAUUUAUUUAGCUUUUGGGAUGCACGUUUGGAGAAUUUGGAAAACUUAGCCGAUCAAUUGGGUGAUAAACGUAUAAAAACUAUAGGUUUUGUUUUGGAGAAAAUACGUUCGGUAUUUGAGAGUAGUUACAGACGCAUAGUGGAGCUGGUAUUGGAGGCCUUGGCAGAAGCCAGGGAUAUAACCAAAUAUUUAACGCCUUUGCGCAAAAUGAUAGAUAAAUUUGAAACUGGGGACUUAGAUGAAAACCGCAGUCAAUUGCGUCCUUUAUUAAUAACAGUGGGUUUGGUUUGGGGCCACUCUAAAUAUUUUCACAGUCUGGACAAUAUGGUCUUGCUAUUUCAGCUGUUGCACAACACCCUCAUCGAAUGUGCCAUGCGCACUAUAGAGGCCGAUGCCAUUUUUCAGGGAGAUGUAGAUGAAGCCUAUAAAAAGAUCACCACUAACAUUAACCAUUUGGAAUUCUAUCGUUCCACUUACAAUGAGACCCGCAAUACCCUCAAGAAAUUCAAAGUAGGCACUGAAUUUAAUUCCCAAGACUGGACCUGGCAUCCGGAGGAAAUUUUUUCACGUUUUGACAAAUUCAUAGAACGUUUACAUACCUUGGAAGAACUAUUCGAUACAGGCAGAGAUUUUAUGAAAUUGGAAAAAAUAACUGUGGGUGGUUUAAAGGGUCGUCAGAUUACCGCAGCUUUGGAGAAAAUUCUCGAAGAAUAUAAUGCUUUCUACAGAGAAUGGUCUAAUAUUCAAUAUAAUCCUUUAGAUCCUGAUGCUCAACUUUCAACUUUCUCAGAAGAUCGUUUGGCUUUUAAGGAAAAGACAAAUGUUUUAGAACGUAAAAUAGCUUAUCAAUUUGAAAAGGCACUCGAGGAUUCUCAUGAAUUGAUGUUAUGUGGCACUUUGCUAUUGAGACCCAUUAUUAAAGAGCACAUGGAUCCAUUUAUGCAUAUUAUAGUAGAUGAUUUUGCUGAGGAAAUCAAUGCUGUGAAGGUCGAUUUCAAUGAGUUUGAGGGAAUUUAUAGAGAGCGCGGAUUGAGUGCUUUAGCCACAGACAACUGUUUUCCUCCAACAUCGGGAGCUCUAACAUGGCUCGCUAAACUACAACACAGAAUUACUUGGAUGCAUACAGAGCAUGAACUGUAUGACUAUCCAAUCUUUGAAAAUGAACAUGGCGAAUAUACAUUAGGCCUGUACGAUGAAAUGAAUGAACAAAUUGAAGAAUUAAGACAAGAAAUUUUAAAAUAUUGGCGUGUGGAAGUGAAAAAGAAUAUAAAACAAGGCAUGGAGUUGAAUUUACUUGCCAAAGAGGACAAUAUUUUGUCAGUGAAUUUCCACACAAGUCUCAAAAAUGCCUUAAAAGAUACCAAAUACAUAUUAAUGAUGAAUUUUGAAAUACCCGAAGAAGUAAAAGAAUUCUUCGAUAAAGAAGAAAAAUUAUGGGAGGCUCGCAUAAAAUUGGAAAGAAUUUCCGAAUGGUAUAACGAUAUUAACAACAGAGCCAAGCCCAGUGAAAAGGCUUUAAUACAGGCCGAAUUAAUGUUAUAUGAACUAUUUAUGGAGCCUUUGAUUAGUAAAGUCACCUGGAAUAAUUUUGAUCAAAAUUUUAUUGUGGAAGUUUUCAAUAAAAUCGAAUAUCUACACAAACGUUUGGUCAAAUGUCAAGCCAAUGUGACCGCCAUCAAACGCAGCAUUAAUGCAUGGGGCAAAAUACCCUUAUAUAUGCGCAAAGAUCAGCAGCUGAAAGCAUUAUUGGAGACAGAACCCCGUAUGGUAAUAUUAACCAAACGUGUUGAACAGGCUUGCAGAACGGCAACAUUGAUUGAUAAACUCUUAUAUGAAAAUGCCAAAUUGUUUUUCGAUAUACCCAGACGUUAUGAAUUGCUUAAAGAGGACUUGGAAGGCGAGGAAGGUGAAGAAGAGGAAAUUGAGUUACCUCCCCCAACUGCAACACUACCUGCGGCAACAUCUAUUAUACCACAUAUUGACGAAGAUAUAGAGGAAGAAGAUGUGGAGGAAUUCGUAACAGCCCGUCAACGUUGGGAGCUACUACAGACGGUAACAGCUGGCGAAAGAGAACUAUUCCGAGACUAUGAACAAUAUGUAGAUCAGGAAAUUACCCAAUGUCUAUUGGAUGCGGUCAUCACCAGUUUAACUUAUUUACGCAUGGAGAUAGAAAAUCGCUAUGAAAAUAAUGCUCCAGUUUUCGAAAUUAUCAUGGAUUUACAAGAGCCUCAUGUGUGUUAUUUUCCCAAUCUGGAUCCUACUUCUAAAAUAGGUUUUACUUGUCAUGUGGAAAAGUUACUGGAGGAUAUGUAUCAUAUGAUGGAACUUUUGCCUCGCUGUGCUCAAGAUCCUCCUUUGCCGGGACAAGAUGGUGCGGAUUUUGGAGAUGAGAUAGCCGAUAAAACGGAUAUACACAAACAUCGCAAUGAUAUUUUAAAUAAAGUUAAAUUUGCUCUUCAGGCUAUACGUACACAUUCGAAAGCUUUCUUAGAAUUCUCCUAUUUAUGGAUGUGGGAUAGACAACAGUAUUUGUUUGAGGUUAAGAAAUUUGGCAAACCAUUAACACUGGCUGAGCGAGAAGCUGAGCUGGAGUCUGAGGGUAUGUCGGGUGUUAAGCCUUUGAAAGAUGAAAACAAUCCUCCGUUGAGUUUGUACAAGGAACAGUUGGAUAAAUUUAUUGCCUUAGAAGAGCAAAUAAGGCAAUGGGAAACAUAUCAAGAUUUCAAUGUGUGGUUACGUUUGAAUAAGAAGAGUUUCAAAAAUGCCGUACUCAAUCUGGUGGCCAAAUGGAUAAGCUUAUUUAAAAAAGAUCUCAUUGAUAGAGUUAAAAAUUCCCUCCAGGAAUUGGCCCAGUUUGUGGAGGAGGCAAAUGUUGCUUUGAAAAUUGAACUUAAUAAAGAUGACUUUGAUGGUCUAAUACAAAUUCUAUCGGUUUUGAAUACCAUCAAUGAAAAGCAAUUUAUUUAUGAUUAUAUGUUUGAGCCUUUGAGGGAGAUUGUUGAUUUGCUCAAGACUUAUAAUUAUGAGUUUGGUGAUGCUGAAAUGGUUAUGAUGGCAGAACUUCCGGAUAAAUGGACUAAGGUUAAGAAACAAGCGGCCACGGUUAAACAGAUCAUUGCUCCCAUACAAUCUUAUCAAGUGGAUCUGAUAGAAAAGCGCAUACUAUUGUGUGAUAAUAUGGCUUCCACAUAUCGCAAGAAGUUUCUCAGGAAGAAUUUCUUCCAUGUUCCCUGCCCUCAAGUUUAUGAGCUUAUCGAUGAGGCUGAUGUUGAAAUAUCCGAACUUGAGGCUCGUCAUUCUUCUCUCACCGGUUCGGCUGUACUAUUUGAAUUGCAAGGGCCAGAUGCCACAAAAAUUGAACGUUGUCGUCGUGAUUUACAACUCAGUAAAAUAAUGUGGGAUUUCUUUAUAACCAUAGCUUCCACCAUUGAGGAUUGGAAAAAGACUCCCUGGAAAAAGAUAGACAUCGAAGUCAUGGAUCAAGAAUGUAAGAAGUUCGGCAAAGAACUGCGUGCUCUAGAUAAGGAUAUGCGCAAUUGGGAACCUUAUCUGCAUACGGAAAAUUCUCUCAAAAAUCUCAUGACUUCCCUAAGAGCUGUAACAGAAUUGCAGAAUCCCGCCAUACGGGAUCGUCAUUGGUUUGAACUAAUGCGCACUACACAAGUCAAAUUUAGUAUGGAUGACUCUACCACACUCAAAGAUCUAAUCGACCUGAAUCUCCAUGAAUAUGAAGAGGAAGUUAAGAAUAUUGUAGAUAAAUCCGUAAAAGAAAUGGCCAUGGAAAAGGUGCUCAAAGAUUUACAAAAUACCUGGGCCACCAUGGAAUUUCAAAAUGAAAUUCAUGAACGUACUGGUCUCAAAUUACUCAAAUCUAGUGAAGAAUUAGUAGAAACUUUGGAAGAAAAUCAGUCACAAUUACAAAAUAUGGCUUCUUCCAAGUUUGUGGGCUUUUUCCAGGCCGAGGUAACCAGUUGGCAAACGAAGUUGUCUAAUGCAGAACAAAUAAUUACCUCUUGGUUUGAGGUUCAGCGUAAAUGGGUUUAUUUGGAGAGUAUUUUUAUUGGAUCCGAAGAUAUACGCUCUCAAUUGCCAGAGGACUCCAAGAGAUUUGACACUGUUGAUAAGGAAUUUAAAAAUCUUUUGAUACAAAUGAAUGCCGACAAGAAUGUGGUCAGAGCCACCAAUAGACCGGGUAGUAGACUAUACGAAACUUUGGAAAACCUGGCUAAACUUUUACUUCUCUGUGAGAAAGCUUUAAAUGACUAUUUGGAGACCAAACGUUUGGCUUAUCCGCGUUUCUAUUUUGUCUCAUCUGCUGAUUUGUUGGAUAUUCUCUCCAAUGGCAAUAAUCCCCAGAUGAUAAGCAAACAUUUAACGAAACUAUAUGAUUCAUUGGGCAAUCUUAGGCUUUUACCCAAUAGCAAAUUAGCUUCUGGCAUGGUGGCCAAAGAACAUGAGGAAUAUAUACCGUUUUUAGAAAACUGUGAUUGCAGUGGCAAGGUGGAAGUUUGGCUUAAUCGUGUCACCGAUAAAAUGCGUGAAACCUUAAGGGAUCAAUUAAGAAGGGCAGUUUUAGCCUACGAAGAAAAACCCCGACAUGUAUGGGUAUUUGAUUGGCCCGCCCAGCCGGCUUUGGUUACCACACAAAUUUGCUGGACCUCGGAGACAAAUGAUGCAUUUGCCAAGGUGCAACAACGUUAUGAAAAUGCUCUCAAGGAUUAUAACAAAAAACAGGUAACGCAGUUAAAUCACUUGAUAAACCUGUUGCUGGGUGAUUUAUCUGCCUCGGAUCGUGUCAAAGUGUGUACGAUUUGUACCAUAGAUGUUCAUAGUCGUGAUGUGGUAUCUAAGAUCAUAUCCUCCAAAGUGGAAAUGGCUUCUGCUUUCCAAUGGCAGUCGCAGUUAAGACAUCGCUGGGAUACCAAAUUCGAUGACUGUUUUGCCAAUAUAUGUGAUGCCCAGUUUCAAUAUGACUAUGAAUAUCUGGGUAAUACUUCACGUUUAGUUAUUACCCCACUAACAGAUCGCUGUUACAUCACUCUCACCCAGUCCUUACAUUUGAGAAUGGGUGGAGCUCCAGCUGGUCCAGCAGGAACCGGCAAAACUGAAACUACAAAAGAUUUAGGCAGAGCUUUGGGCAUUAUGGUUUAUGUUUUCAAUUGUUCCGAACAAAUGGACUACAAGUCCGUGGGCGAUAUACAUAAAGGCCUGGCCCAAACUGGUGCCUGGGGUUGUUUCGAUGAAUUCAAUCGCAUUUCAGUGGAAGUUUUAUCUGUGGUCGCCGUCCAAGUUAAAUGCAUACAAGAUGCCAUUAAAGCUAAGAAACUUAUUUUUAAUUUUCUCGGUGAAAUUAUUACGCUACGUGCCACUGUCGGUAUGUUUAUAACAAUGAAUCCAGGCUAUGCUGGACGUGCUGAAUUGCCGGAAAAUUUAAAAGCGUUAUAUCGACCUUGUGCCAUGGUGGUGCCUGACUUUAUGUUAAUCAGUGAAAUAAUGUUGGUGGGUGAAGGUUUCCAGGAGGCACGUUUACUAGCUCGCAAAUUCAUUGCACUUUAUGAGUUGUGCAAAGAAUUGUUGUCCAAACAGGACCAUUACGAUUGGGGUUUACGUGCUGUGAAGUCAGUGUUGGUGGUGGCUGGGUCAUUGAAGCGUGAUGACCGUCAAAGGCCUGAAGAUCAAGUCUUAAUGAGAGCUUUGCGUGAUUUCAAUACCCCCAAAAUUGUAACAGAUGAUGUGCCGGUAUUUAUGGGUUUAAUAGGUGACCUAUUUCCCGCUUUGGAUGUGCCACGCAAACGUGAUUUGGAAUUUGAGGCUGUAGUUAAAAGGUCUGCCAUAGAUUUAAAGCUGCAGCCGGAUGAUGGUUUUAUAUUGAAAAUAGUUCAACUAAAAGAACUGUUUGCCGUGCGUCAUUCUGUCUUUAUAAUAGGUUUUGCUGGCACAGGCAAAUCAGAGGUCUGGAAGACGCUCAACAAAACCUAUGCCAAUUUAAAGCGCAAACCUCACUACAAUGAUUUAAAUCCCAAAGCUGUUACCAAUGAUGAACUGUUUGGUAUUGUUAAUCCCGCCACCCGGGAAUGGAAAGAUGGUUUGUUUUCCAUUAUAAUGCGUGAUCAGGCGAAUUUGGGUGGCUCGGGUCCCAAAUGGAUAGUAUUGGAUGGUGAUAUAGAUCCCAUGUGGAUAGAGAGCUUAAACACGGUAAUGGAUGAUAAUAAGGUGUUGACAUUGGCUAGCAAUGAACGCAUAGCUUUAACCAAAGAAAUGCGUUUGCUAUUCGAAAUAGCCAAUUUGAAAACAGCCACCCCAGCCACUGUUUCUAGGGCAGGUAUUUUGUAUAUAAAUCCCCAAGAUUUAGGCUGGACUCCUUUCAUACUAUCCUGGCUAAAUACACGCACCAAUCAAGCCGAAAUAGCCACUCUACAUGUUUUGUUCGAUAAGUAUGUGCCUCCCAUGUUGGAGGUGUUUAAAGCACGUUUAAAGAAAAUCACCCCCAUAGCUGAUAUAGCCAUGUUGCAAAUGACCUGUUUCCUGCUUAACAGCCUGUUAACGCCACAAAAUGUACCCGCUGAUUGUCCCAAAGAAUGGUAUGAAAUCUAUUUUGUUUUCUCCAUAGUUUGGGGUUUUGGUUCCACUUUGUUUCAAGAUCAAAUCAUUGACUGGCGCAAUGAGUUUAGCAAAUGGUUUGUUAAUGAAUUCAAAACGGUAAAAUUUCCUGGCACCGGUAAUAUAUUCUCCUUUUAUGUGGAUCAUGAAACCAAAAAAUUUAGACCCUGGACCGAUUUGGUGCCUAGUUUUGAGCUAGAUCCUGAUAUACCUUUGCAAUCCAAUUUAGUGCAUACCUCUGAAACUACACGUCUUAGUUAUUUUAUGGAUGUUUUAAUAGGGGACAAUUACCCCACCAUGUUAAUCGGUCCACCAGGUUCGGGUAAAACUAUUAUAAUGAAUUUGAAACUGAACUCUUUGCCCACCGAGAAAUAUGCUGUAACCAAUGUCCCAUUUAAUUUCUACACUACCUCGGAAAUGUUGCAAAAUAUAUUGGAGAAACCUUUGGAAAAAAAGGCGGGACGCAAUUAUGGUCCUCAGGGUAAUAAAAAAAUGUUGUAUUUUGUGGAUGAUAUGAAUAUGCCCGAAGUGGAUAAAUAUGGCACGGUACAGCCUCAUACGCUCAUUAGGCAAUUUAUGGACUAUCGCCAUUGGUAUGAUCGUGUUAAGAUGACCUUAAGGGAUAUACACAAUUGUCAGUUUGUAUCUUGCAUGAAUCCCUCGGCAGGUUCCUUUACCAUAGAUCCCAGAUUGCAGAGACAUUUCUGUUCUUUUGCUGUCAAUGUUCCAAGUGCUGAUGCUUUAUUUCAUAUUCUCAACUCUAUUUUAUCCCAACAUUUAAAAAAUCCCACCCACAAGUUCGACAAGUCGGUCAUAAAUCUUUGUGAGCCUUUGGUACAAACUGCUAUUAACCUGCAUCAAAAGGUCGCCGCCUCAUUUUUGCCCACUGCUGUGAAGUUCCACUACAAUUUCAAUUUACGUGAUAUAGCCAAUAUUUUUACGGGCAUGCUGUAUGCUAAUUUCAAAACUUGUCCCAAUCCUAAUAUGCUUUUACGCUUAUGGGUCCAUGAGUGCAAUCGUGUCUAUGGCGAUAAGUUGGUGGAUCAAACUGACAUCAAUAGUUUUGGCAAAAUCAUAGCCGAGGCAGUGCGCAAAGGCAUAGAGGGCUAUAGCGAAGAAGUAGUAUUUGGCAAACCCCAUAUCUAUUGCCAUUUUGCCUUGGGUCUAGCGGAAAACAAAUAUAUGCCCAUUAGCGAUUGGGAACGUUUACACAAAUUACUGGAGGAGGCCCAAGAACGUUAUAAUGAUUUUGUGGGAGCCAUGAAUUUGGUGCUCUUCGAUGAUGCCAUGUGUCAUGUUUGUCGCAUAAGUCGAAUUGUAGAAUCUUCCCGAGGUUAUGCCCUUCUUAUUGGUGUGGGUGGCUCGGGCAAACAAUCUUUAACUAGAUUGGCUGCCUUCAUCUCCUCUUUGGAUGUGUUCCAAAUCCAAUUGACCAAAGAUUACAGUAUUAAUGAUUUAAAAGCCAACAUUGCCACUCUCUACGUUAAGUGUGGUGUUAAAAGUUCACCAUGUUGUUUUCUCAUGACCGAUGCCGAGGUAGCUAAGGAACAAUUUUUGGUUUUAGUUAAUGAUAUGUUAGCUUCGGGCGAUAUACAUGAACUUUUUCCCGAUGAUGAAAUUGAGAAUCUGGUUAAUGCUGUGCGCAAUGAGGUUAAACAGCUGGGUAUAAUGGAUAAUAGAGAGAAUUGUUGGAAGUAUUUCAUAGAAAAAGUUCGUGGUCUUUUGAAAGUUGUACUCUGUUUUUCUCCGGUGGGUAAUACUCUUAGGGUAAGAGCUCGUAAUUUUCCUUCUUUAGUCAAUUGCACCACCAUAGAUUGGUUCCAUGAGUGGCCUCAGGAAGCUUUGGAGUCAGUAUCUUACCGUUUCUUAUCUGAAAUAGAAGUUUUGCCCAAGUCUUUGGGUCAUCCGGUAUCGCGCUUCAUGGCUUAUGUUCACAAAACUGUCAAUGAUAUUUCCAAGGUGUAUUUGCUUAAUGAUAAGCGUUAUAAUUACACAACUCCCAAAUCUUUCUUGGAGCUAGUGAGUUUAUACACCAAAUUACUCACCGAAAAAGUUAAAGCCAAUUUAGAUAGACGCCAGAGAUUGGAAAAUGGUCUUAUUAAAUUGGCCAGCUGUUCCACAGAAGUGGAUGGUUUGCAGGAAGUCUUAAAGGUCCAAGAAGUAGAGCUAAAGAUCAAAAAUGACGAAGCCGACAAUCUCAUAAAAGUAGUGAGUUUUGAAAAUGAGAAAGUCUCCAAAGAAAGAGCUUUUGCUUCCAAAGAAGAGAAAAAUGUGCGUCAAAUUGAGGAAGAUGUUACCGCCAAGGCCAAAUUGUGUGAAGAAGAUUUUCGCAAAGCCCAACCAGCUCUUUUAGCUGCCCAAGAAGCUUUGAAUACCUUAAACAAAAACAAUUUGACUGAGCUGAAAUCCUUUGGUUCUCCCCCCGACGCCGUGGUUAAUGUCUGUUCAGCAGUAUUAGUUUUAUUUGCCCCCAAAGGUAAAAUACCCAAAGAUCGCAGCUGGAAGGCUUGUCGUGUUGUUAUGGGUAAUGUGGACAAAUUUUUAGAUAGUUUGGUUAACUAUGAUAAAAAACAUAUACACCCGGAUGUUAUCAAAGCUUUACAACCCUAUCUGGCUGAUCCAGAAUUUAAUCCUGAUACCAUUUUAGCUAAAUCUGCUGCUGCAGCAGGUUUAUGCUCUUGGGUUAUAAAUAUCAAUAAAUUUUAUGAAGUUUAUUUGGUGGUAGAGCCCAAAGAAAGGGCCUUAGUGGAGGCGGAGCAGGAGUUGAAAGAUGCCAGGGAUAAGCUAACAGCUUUAAAUAAUCGUCUUAAUGAAUUGGAGGAACAGUUGAAUGUUUUGCAAACGGCAUACGAUGAAGCUUUGGCGAAAAAGCAAAAAUGCCAAGAUGAGGCUGAUAAGACCGCCUUUACUAUUGAUUUAGCCAAUCGUUUGAUAGGUGGCUUAGCCUCGGAAAAAAUUAGAUGGACAGAGUCGGUGAAAAGUCUACAGCAUAGUCAGGUUACCAUGCCGGGAGAUAUACUUCUUAUAGCCUGUUUUAUAUCCUAUGUAGGCUGUUUUACUCGGGCCUAUCGUGUAGAGCUGCAAACGAAAAUGUGGAUUCCUGCCUUUAAAGCUUGCGAUCCCAAAAUCCCUUCCAGUGAGGGGGGUGAUCCCUUUGAAAUGAUUUGUGAUGAUGCCCAAAUUGCCGAAUGGAAUAAUCAAGGUUUGCCUAGUGAUCGUAUGUCAGCCGAAAAUGCUGCUAUAUUAGUACACUCGGAACGCUAUCCUUUAAUGAUAGAUCCCCAAUUGCAAGGCAUUAAAUGGGUUAAACAGAAAUACAGUUCCAACAUAGUGGUAUUGCGUCUAACGCAGAAAGGAUACAUGGAACAAAUCGAAAAGGCGGUUAGCAAUGGCAAUGUUUUACUGCUGGAAAAUAUAGGUGAAAACAUUGAUGCUGUGCUAAAUCCCCUGCUAGGACGUCAACUUAUCAAAAAAGGCACCUGCUUGAAGAUGGGUGACAAAGAAGUAGAUUUUAAUCCCAAAUUUCGUUUAAUACUACACACCAAACUGGCCAAUCCCCAUUAUAAACCAGAAAUGCAAGCCCAAACUACUCUCAUUAAUUUCACUGUUACCCGAGAUGGUUUAGAGGAUCAAUUACUAGCUGAAGUGGUGAAAGCUGAAAGACCCGAUUUAGAGAUCUUGCGUACUAAACUGACACAACAACAAAAUCAUUUUAAAAUUACUUUAAAAUUCCUGGAAGAUGAUCUUUUGCAGCGACUUUCUUCAGCCGGCGAGAAUGUGUUGGAAGAUGUCUCACUGGUCAUGAAUUUGGAAAAAACUAAGAAGACUGCCGAUGAAAUAGAGGUAAAGGUGGCUGAAGCCAAGAUUACAGCUGUGCAAAUUGAUACUGCCCGUGAAGCCUAUCGUCCUGCCUCGGAAAGGGCUUCCAUUAUCUACUUUAUACUUAAUGAUCUGUUCAAAAUUAAUCCCAUUUAUCAAUUCUCCUUGAAAGCUUUUACUGUAGUAUUUAGCAAUGCUAUAAUAAAAGCCGUACCCUCUGAAAAGCUUAAGGAGCGUGUGGAAAACCUUAUAGAUUCCAUAACAUUCUGCAGUUUUAUGUACACUUCCCGGGGUUUGUUUGAAGCAGACAAAUUAAUAUUCUUAACUCAACUGACUUUACAAAUUCUUAUUAAUGCUGGCGAGGUAGAGCCUUUGGAACUAGACUUUUUGCUGCGUUUCCCCUAUAUGGGUAAUGUUAGCUCCAGUCUUCCCUUCAUCACCAAUAUUGGUUGGGGUGGUAUUAAGGCUUUAAGUAAUUUCUCCGCAUUCAGAGGUUUGGAUAAAGAUAUUGAAGGUUCACAUAAACGUUGGAAGAAAUUUAUAGAUUCUGAGUGCCCGGAAAAAGAAAAAUUCCCUGGUGAAUGGAAAGGCAAAACAGCUAUACAGAGAUUGUGUAUAAUGCGCUGCAUCAGACCUGAUCGCAUGUCCUACUCCAUGAGGGUGUUCAUAGAAGAAAAACUGGGUACCAAAUAUAUAGAAGCGCGUUCGAUAGAAUUUUCGAAAACCUUUGAAGAAUCUAGUGCUGAGACUCAUAUGUUCUUUGUAUUAUCUCCUGGUGUGGAUCCUUUGAAAGAUGUGGAAAAAUUAGGUAAAACUUUGGGUUUUCAUGGAGAUCAUGAAAAUUUCCAUAGUGUAUCCUUGGGUCAGGGUCAGGAAGUGGUGGCUGAAAAAGCUAUAGAAACCGCUUCUCAGCAGGGUCAUUGGGUGAUUUUGCAGAAUAUACACUUGGUAGCUCGAUGGCUUUCUACUUUGGAAAAGAAAAUGGAAGCUUCUCUGAUCGAUGUUAAUCCCAAUUAUCGUUUAUUCCUAAGUGCUGAACCGGCAGGAGAUCCCGCCUAUCAUAUACUACCCCAGGGUAUUUUGGAAUCAGCCAUUAAGAUCACCAAUGAACCGCCUACUGGUAUGCAGGCUAAUAUCCACAAAGCCUUGGACAAUUUUAGUGAUGAAACUUUGGAAAUGUGUUCCAAAGAAACGGAAUUCAAAGCCAUCUUAUUUUCCCUUUGCUAUUUCCAUGCUGUGGUAGCAGAACGCCGUAAAUUUGGCGCUCAGGGUUGGAAUCGUGUUUAUCCCUUUAAUGUGGGCGACCUUACAAUAUCGGUUUAUGUUUUGUAUAAUUAUUUAGAGGCCAAUAGCCGAGUUCCUUGGGAGGAUUUACGUUACCUAUUUGGGGAAAUUAUGUAUGGUGGCCAUAUCACCGAUGAUCGUGAUAGACGUUUGUGUCGCACUUAUUUGGAAGAAUUUAUGCAGCCUGAGUUGAUAGAUGGUGAAUUGGAAUUUUGUCCUGGUUUUCCAGCUCCGGGUAUUUUAAAAUAUGCCGGUUAUCAUGAGUAUAUAGAUGAAAAUCUACCUCCUGAAAGUCCAAAUUUAUAUGGUUUGCAUUUAAAUGCUGAAAUUGGUUUCUUGACCACGGUAUCGGAACGUAUGUUUAGGGUGGUAUUCGAAUUGCAACCACGUUUAGCCAGCACCUCGGAUACGGGAGGAGAAGCUCAGUCCCAGGAAGAUGUGGUGAAAAGUAUGUUAGAAGAUCUUAUCGAUAAAAUACCCUCACCCUUUAACAUAGCCGAACUGAUGUCUCGAGUGGAGGAUCGUAAUCCCUAUAUCUUGGUAGCUUUCCAGGAGUGCGAACGCAUGAAUAUUUUAAUGGCUGAACUUAAAAGAUCUUUGCACGAAUUGGAAUUGGGUUUGAAGGGCGAACUUACAAUAUCCUCUAUAAUGGAACAGUUAAUGCAGUCCUUAUUUAUGGAUCAAGUACCAGAAUCUUGGACUAAAUUGGCAUAUCCCAGUACCUUAGGUUUGCAGUCUUGGUUUGCCGAUUUACAAUUACGUUUACGUGAAUUGGAGGGUUGGGUGGCAGAUUUUCGUUUACCUUCAUCAGCUUGGUUAGGAGGUUUCUUUAAUCCUCAAAGUUUUCUUACGGCCAUUAUGCAACAGACGGCACGAAAAAAUGAAUGGCCAUUGGAUCGUAUGUGCUUGAAUACAGAUGUGACCAAGAAAUUUAAGGAGGAGAUAACCUCCGCUCCCCGUGAGGGUGCUUAUAUAAAUGGUUUGUAUAUGGAAGGUGCCCGCUGGGAUAUGACCAUGAAUACCAUAGCAGAUGCUUAUCUAAAAGAAUUGUUCCCAGCCAUGCCGGUCAUCUUCGUUAAAGCAGUUCAAAGGGACAAACAGGAUGUCAAGAAUGUCUAUGAGUGUCCCGUAUACAAAAUUAGACAACGUGGUCCCACUUUUGUUUGGACAUUUAAUUUGAAAACCAAGGAAAAGGCUGGCAAAUGGACACUGGCUGGCGUUUGUCUACUGUUACAAAUUUAAAAUGUUUAUUUAGCAUUCUUUAGUUAAAACACCAAAGAAAAAAUAAGUUUCAAUGUUUUAGUGUCCGUCUGUCGGUGCUAAACUAUUACUAUUGCUACACAUUGUUAAGAAACGUUGUUGAUAAAAUCUCUUUGAUGAUUUUGACAAAAUGAUAACAAAAAAAAAACUUACAAAUCGCCAGAAAUCUUAAAUGUAUAAAGCACAAAAACUGUACAAAAGAGAUUGAAAAGCAGCUAAGUGUGUCCUUAUUAUAUUUUUUGUAAUUUUUUUUAAAUUUUUGUUUUUUUUUUUUCUGCUCAUCUUUAAAUACAAUUUCAAUGUUAUUUUUCG
Messenger RNA from Lucilia sericata (common green bottle fly), 14415 nucleotides. Its product is annotated as dynein beta chain, ciliary. The record is from RefSeq and is a predicted model, not a curated record. Lineage: Eukaryota; Metazoa; Arthropoda; Insecta; Diptera; Calliphoridae. Gene Ontology annotation, molecular function: ATP binding; minus-end-directed microtubule motor activity; dynein light intermediate chain binding. Gene Ontology annotation, biological process: microtubule-based movement. The coding region runs from base 439 to 14085 and encodes 4548 amino acids. The transcript is spliced from 22 exons. Gene Ontology annotation, cellular component: dynein complex.